Prorocentrum cordatum is the source of this 1507-nucleotide messenger RNA. The record is from the annotation of a GenBank genome assembly. NCBI's taxonomy places the organism in Eukaryota, Dinophyceae, Prorocentrales, Prorocentraceae.
AGCAUUUUUUUGGUUCAAGCCUAUCGGAAACCAGCCACGUGAACAGACCACGACCUUUAGCCUCUGUGGAUACACAGUCAUUAAGAGGCUGCCACUGUGCAACAACCACCAUGGAUCAGCAGAAUCCGAACUUCGUGCCGCAGACAAUGGAUGGGGAUGGUAAGACGGUCGGUGCGCGGGUGCCCCCAUCGUUCUGCGCAAAGUGUUGGAUGCCGCCGUGCGCUAUCUCGGGGUACGAGACCGGUGAUCCCACCGCGGGCAUGUGUUCAGGCAUGGCCUUGUGGGCUUUCAUCCUCGAGAUUCUCUGCUGCAUGGGUUGCGUCGUGUCCCUGUGCUGCUGGUCGCCGGAUCCACAGAACAUCACAGGGGACGGCUCGCAGCGCACCGUGGAGGACAAGUGCAUGGCUGGAUGCUGCGUCGGCUUCCUGGCCAUCGCCUUCUGGGAGAACGGCGACUUCUGCUGCGGGCCCGACGGGUCGUGCACCUGGUGCACCGAGGAGGCGAUGAAGGGCUGCCUGGCGCACUGGAUCCCUGGGCUCGUCGGCCUCCCGCCCCUGGACUGCUGCUACGUCAUGUGCAUGUGGAGUCCCGAGCAGUCGCGCAGGUUCUUCCGCCGCGACCUGAGCAACCACGGGGGCGGGCAGCCUGCCCCAGUGGGCGCCCCCGUGCAGACCGCUGCAGGGAACCUCCCGUACUUCCAGGUGGCCCCUCCGCCCCAGGCCCCGCAGGUCGUGGGCCAGGUCCGUAGACGCGCUAACGGUGUGUUAGCUAACGGCGAAGUAGGACAUCCAACUGUAGGAAAGCGCGGUUCGUGGCCAGACCAUUUUGCAGGGACGCGCGGUUCGUGUUUUCCUACAGCCCGCUGCGUUGCUUUCGUUCGGUACAUCCUCACAUUUACUGUCGGAAGCGGCCCUUUCGUGAGGCGGCUCGGUGUCACAAAAACCAGAUUCCCAACAGCACCGUUAACCAACAUCGCCGUUAGCGCGGCCUUGGCAGGUGCAGCAGCCGGUGGUGUCCGGCGCGAUCGUCGCUCAGCCAGCAGGGUACGGCGGCCAGGAGUACGGCUCGAACAAGGAGGCGGACGGCACGGCCUGACCUCCGGGCCGCGGGGCGGGGCUCACGCUGCAGCCGGUCGGGAGGCGGGGCAGUUGAGCAGCAGCGGUGGGGGAAGCAUUGUGCACUUCCCUUCAAGCAGUGGCGAAGCGUCCCAGCUCGCUUUUAGGCCUACCGAAGAAUUUUCCUAACAACCUGUUAACAUUUCUGGGUUCUAAAAACAUGCGGACGUGGGCUUAUAGGAAUGCGGGGACGGUCGGUCCCUGCUCAAUCCCGGCCAUAGCGCCAUCGCCAUAGUCUAAUAUUCUGGCCCGUCGUCGCCUCCUGCCAGCUCCUGCGGCACUGGGGGGUGCGCCUGGCAAGCUGGGCCAAAGCCGCACGAGGAUGGGUCCUCUCUCCCAUUCGCGCGGGCACCCCUCGCCGCUCACGGCAAAUUCAGGAGGAGGAGGAGGAG